CUGGAAAUACAAGGGUAAAAAUAGCCGUUAGUUUAGCAUGUCAGGGAUCCAGCGAAUGGAAAGGUAGAGUCACUGGGAUUGAGUGACGUCAACUCCGGAGACCGGGAUGCGGAUGCUCUGCGUUACCGGCCAGUGAAGGCAGCUGGGUGGUCGGUGGCAACGGGUCUGGUGGUGGAUGGGUAUCACACUUGAUGUAUGUGUGGUAACAAUAUGUCUUUGCCGCUGCUCGAUGAAGCCGCGACAGUGUCUGGGACAGAACGGGAGACGGCAGUGGUUAUUUUCUUGCAUGGACUUGGCGACAGUGGAUAUGCAUGGGCCGAAUCGCUGUCUUCUAUCCGACUUCCCUAUGUGAAAUAUAUCUGCCCUCAUGCGCCAAAGAUGCCUGUGCAAUUGAAAAACUUUGCAUCAAUUCCAUCAUGGUUUGACUUGACCGGGUUAAGUCCAGAUGAUGCUGAAGAUGAAGCUGGUAUAAAGAAAGCUGCUGACUGCAUUAAAGCAAUUAUCGAUCACGAAAUCAAAAAUGGAAUUCCUUCACAUAGGAUCAUCCUGGGAGGAUUUUCACAAGGUGGCGCACUGUCUCUCUACACUGCUUUAACAAGCCAUCACAAGUUAGGUGGUGUUAUAGCCCUGAGCUGCUGGCUUCCGCUUCAUAAAUCAUUCCCACAGGCAGCAGGCAGCAAUGUUAACAAGGACAUCAGCAUCCUGCAGUGUCAUGGUGAAAUGGAUCCUGUGAUAACACUAAAAUUUGGUUUUAUGACUUUGCAUAAGCUAAAGACAAUCGUCAAUCCAGAAAACAUUCAGUUUAUUACGUACUUAAUGCAGCACUGCACAUGUCAACAGGAAUUGGUGGCAGUGGAAGACUUCAUUGCCAAGCAGCUUCCGCCAGUCUGACUGAGGAUAGCAAAUUGCUAAACCCCACUACUAUUUUAAGUCUCGUCCAAAACUUGAAACCAGUUCAGAUGCAAGCAACCUCAGUUCUUUUAUUGACCACUUUAUUUAUAAUUGUUAAUAUUUUUUUCUACAGUUGCUUUGAGUUGGUGUAUCUU
Molecule: messenger RNA, 1046 nt
Organism: Hypanus sabinus (Atlantic stingray)
Lineage: Eukaryota; Metazoa; Chordata; Chondrichthyes; Myliobatiformes; Dasyatidae
Gene: lypla2
Product: lysophospholipase 2
Exons: 10
Coding region: 196-891 (231 amino acids)
Biological process (GO): protein depalmitoylation
Cellular component (GO): cytoplasm
Molecular function (GO): carboxylic ester hydrolase activity; palmitoyl-(protein) hydrolase activity
Source: RefSeq, a predicted model, not a curated record